Habropoda laboriosa is the source of this 1761-nucleotide messenger RNA. RefSeq names its product TAR DNA-binding protein 43 (gene TBPH). The transcript is spliced from 5 exons. Gene Ontology annotation, biological process: regulation of gene expression. Gene Ontology annotation, cellular component: nucleoplasm. Bases 161 to 1564 code for a protein of 467 amino acids. Gene Ontology annotation, molecular function: RNA binding. The record is from RefSeq and is a predicted model, not a curated record. NCBI's taxonomy places the organism in Eukaryota, Metazoa, Arthropoda, Insecta, Hymenoptera, Apidae.
AGGUGCGGUGUUGCGUGACUGACUGCUUGGUCGGAGCGAGUGUGUGUUUGUUGUGUUGUACGAUUUUUCUUCUCUCUGGGUCUGUAAUCGGGCUAGGAGAGACAGAGUUUUGCUUCUUUGUGGGCUAAACCGUACAUUUGAAAAUACAGAAGGAAAAAAUAUGUCGUUGUACAUUCAAGUAGCCGAAGAUGAGGGCGACGAGCCGAUUGAAUUACCUACAGAGGACGAUAGCACACUCCUAUUGACCACCGUGACCGCCCAGUUUCCCGGAACGUGCGGCCUGAAAUAUCGGAAUCCGGAGUCGCGCACGAUGCGCGGCAUUCGUCUCGUUGACGGACGUCUUCAUCCGCCCGAGAAUGGAUGGGGCAAGGCGAUAUACUUUUGUGUCUUUCCAAAAGAGAACAAACGUAAAUCUGAUGACAAUUUGGAAAAUUCCACAGCUAAGACAAAAAGAAUGGAAACAAAGUUGCGUUGCACAGACUUGAUCGUUCUUGGUUUACCAUGGAAAACAACCGAGCAGAACUUGCGAGAGUAUUUUGAAACAUUUGGCGAAGUACUCAUGGCUCAGGUAAAGAAAGAUGCAAAGUCUGGACAAAGCAAAGGAUUUGGCUUUAUUAGAUUUGGAAGUUAUGAGUCCCAAUUAAGAUGUCUUGCACAACGGCAUAUGAUUGAUGGGAGAUGGUGUGAUGUCAAGGUUCCCAACAGUAAGGAGGGAAUGAUUCAGCAAGUACCCUGCAAGGUAUUCGUGGGACGCUGUACAGAAGACCUAACUGCUGAUGAUCUACGCGACUAUUUCUCCAAAUAUGGCGAAGUGACGGACGUGUUCAUCCCAAAACCUUUCCGUGCAUUUUCAUUUGUUACUUUCUUAGAUCCCGAGGUAGCCCAGUCCCUAUGCGGCGAGGAUCACAUUAUAAAAGGAGUGUCUGUACACGUGUCGAACGCCGCGCCGAAGUCGGAGGGGAACAAUAAGAAUUUCAAUAACCAAGUAAACUCGAACAUGCGUAGAGGCGCCCCAGGUCCCGUCGAGAAUAACGUACAGGGAAACUAUCAGGGUAACAGAUAUAUGGGCCAUUCAGGUAACAAUAUGGGUCCAAACGGUUGGAAUAAUCCAGGAAAUCGGGGCAACCUGGACAUGCCUAACCUCCAAGCAUUGGGCAUUACUGGGCAAAACAAUGGAGGUGGUGGAGGUGGUGGUAUGUCGAAUCCACUGGCUAUGGGAGGCUUGAACUUGUCUGCAUUACCAGUCAACCCUGCUCUGGUCGCAGCUGCACUGAAUCAAGCAUCUUGGGGUCUGAUCGGUAACUUGCAGAAUCAGGGAAACGAUCAGGGCUAUUCGAACCAGCCUGGCCCACCUGGUCAGCCACCUUCAGGCAACAAUAGUAUUGGUAACAGUGGAAACUCUGGCUUUCUCAGUUGGAUGAAUCAGGGUGGCGGUGAUGGUAAUACUGGCAAUCCUGGAACAGGUGGGCCAGGCCCGAAUAAUCCCAACGCAUCCCAAGGUGCUUGGCAGAAUCAUCCCGGACAGCGUGAUCAGAAAUCGAACACCUUUCUCAAGUACGAAUAAGCUGCGUGGAGGGUCCCAGUGUAAUCAUGGAAAGCCAGCGAAUCCGUUCCUUUGAUCCUGAUGAUGAUACGCAAGGUGUUAACCAGAUGGAGCAAGAGAGAGAGAGUCGAGGCAAGUGUGUGUUUCAGGUGAAUGCAUUAUAGCCUAUAAAUCUGAGAGGGUUGAUAUUUUAUGAAUCAUAAGUAAGAACCACGAAG